This is a messenger RNA of Leptinotarsa decemlineata (Colorado potato beetle), 1737 nucleotides long. RefSeq names its product F-box protein pallbearer. The record is from RefSeq and is a predicted model, not a curated record. Gene Ontology annotation, cellular component: nuclear replication fork; nucleus. Lineage: Eukaryota; Metazoa; Arthropoda; Insecta; Coleoptera; Chrysomelidae. Gene Ontology annotation, molecular function: DNA replication origin binding; single-stranded DNA binding. Gene Ontology annotation, biological process: protein polyubiquitination; DNA replication initiation; DNA replication.
GCAAUUCUGAUUGUUUACUCUUCUCUUUAUGUUAUUGUGUCAAGUGUCAACUCUCAAAAGAAAUAAAUUGUUAUAUUAGCAGUGCCAUUAAUUGUUUGUUAUUGGUUAUUUCAUUAUUUUGUACUAAAAAUACCGUUUGUGAACUCGAAACUAAUUCAACAAUGCAAAUUGAUUGCACAUAUUGAAAAAUUUUCAGAUUCCAGAUCUUAGGCAAUUACAUAAAUACCAAGAUGAGUGGAUCGCCUUUAUUGUAUCUUCCAGAUGUAGCCCUGGAAAAAAUAUUUUCGUUUUUAUCCUACGACGAACUAGCAAAAAACAGAAUUGUGUGUACAAGGUUCAAUCAAGUCUGCGGGAACUUGUUGUCAAGGGGUUUUAUUCAGCUGGACAAGAGACAUUCAGCUAUAUUCAAAAAGCUCAAAUCGAUGUUGCCCCGGAGGGAAUCUGAGAGAAGAGCUCAUCCCCUCUCAAGACAUUGUGACAUCCUUCAAGCGGUUGAAACCAGGAUCAGCAUGUUGAAUAUGACUUACAUCAAAUUCAUUGAAAUGAAUGUACUUUGUUUUAUUCCAGGAAAGGUACUCGAUGAAAUUAAAAGCGUAUUGAAUCUAGUCGAGCGUGAUCAGGCACCUCCUCGUACGCAUCAACUGCUGCAAGAAUUGCGUGACCUCAGCAGUAUGGCGAUGGAACACUUCGACGAACACAUCUUACCGACAGUCAAAGAGCUAGUUGUUUAUCGAACAGUGAAAUCUUAUGAAUGUGUAACGGCGACAAAUUCGAAAAAGACGAAGAGUCUGUAUGCCCCACACGUGCUCUCAAAUGAACUGCAUCGAGUCAAGAAGCAGAGCAAGACUCACAAACACCACAUUUCGUAUUUGACUCAGAGCACGCAAAAGUUGUGCGAAAAGCUGGGAAAACUAAAUACACGCCUGAAAGGACAAUCUCAGAAGAUUCGAGAACAGGAGAAGAAGAUUCAAGAACAAAACACCAAAAUCCAGGAACAAGAAGCCACUCUGGCCGAUAUAAAGAAGCACAUGGACGAUUGGGAUCAGAAAUACAAGGACCUCACCACGGAACUCGUUCGCGCUAGAGAUGACAUCCUGUCCGCAACGUCUCAUAGAUUGAAUCCUGACGCUCAGACACCUCCUUCUCCGCCCAAGUUGUACAAAACUAAUAUCAAGCCCAGAGUGACCCACAUUCUACCAAAGAGUUACUUGGGUUUACAGAUGGAUUUGGACAGAAAAAGAAAGUCGAACUUGCUGCCCGAGAUUCCUCUCAAGCGAAACAAAGCAGCCGAAGAUAACGAGAAAGAUGAUCUCAAUUUGAACUUGAAGGAUCUCACAGAGUUCAAAGACGAGAGUACUGAGGAGGUAGAGAGUAAGAACCCUGAGAUUUCAUCGAUAUUAUCGAGGAGCAGCAUUGAAUUGUUAGUCAGUAAUACACUGGACAAUUUUUUGAAGAGUCCCCUCGCUAGCAUCAAUUCUCGCAAAAGAAAAAUGGCUGAGGAUAUAGAUUUGAAGUAGAGCGGUUAGUCCUGGUGAAUAGAGAUUUAAUUCCUGUUCUCAUAUUAAUUGAUAUUUUAGUUGCCAAUAAUAGUCGAAAUGACGAUUUUGGGUUUUUAACGUUAUUCUAGGAUAUUGCUGGAUAUUUUGAUUGCAGUUCUUAGUGGAGAAAUGUUCGUUUGAUUUAUAUAAAGUUUAUUACCAUAGUGAAAUGUCGUUUAUAAUAAAAAACUAAUAUUUU